Molecule: messenger RNA, 550 nt
Organism: Loa loa (African eye worm)
Lineage: Eukaryota; Metazoa; Nematoda; Chromadorea; Rhabditida; Onchocercidae
Exons: 3
Coding region: 8-421 (137 amino acids)
Source: RefSeq, a predicted model, not a curated record
GAAAUUUAUGCGGCUGGCAGCUAUUUCACUCAUUUUAAUCAAUUAUUUGAUUGAAUUACAUUAUGUUCUGUGCCAGAAAGAUAUCAAGCCAUCUGAUCUGAGUACUUCAUAUGAAAUCCGAAGAAUUAGGCGAUCUGAAAAGCGUGAACUUGCAAACGAUAUCAUAGAAGGUCCACAGGGAAAGAAAGGACCACGGGGUCCACCAGGUCCGACAGGUCCCCCAGGAAUACAAGGCGACAGAGGGCCGCCUGGUCAACAGGGUCCGCGUGGUCCACCCGGUCUGCCUGGCCCAAAGGAAAAACCGGUAUUGGUGGGAAUAGCAGUGGGUGCGUUGUUUGCGUGUUCACUUGCAUUGGUAUUCUUCCUUCUAUCUGCAACCAGAGUAAUACUGGGAAGUUCCAACGACGCUGAGGAAGAGUAACCCAAGUGGUAAUGAUCCAACAAUGAUGGGUUGAUACUACCAUACACACCAGGAAAAAACCAGUUAAUGCUUAGCAAUGGGUACAGUCAGUUUGAUCCAUAAAAGUUAUUUACUACUCUGCAAAAGUUU